AUCUGUCAUUCGAUGUUUCUCUUGCGGUUGUAAUUAGUAAACACGGAAAAUGUUGCAAGAGGUUAUCUUUUAAAAAUUUGUCUUGUUUUUAAAUUAAAAAGUAAAACUUUUGGAUUUUAUAAUUAUAAUGUUUGGAGCUCUGCGCCGUGGACUUGGUGGAAUUGGUGGCUUUGCUUGUUUUCGUUUAGCCUAUACGCCAGUUGCUUAUAAGAAAUUAGAUGAAGAUAGAAUAUCAAAUCCAGUUGAACGAAACUCAAAUUCCGGUGUUGAUAGAGUUAUGAAAAUAUUCGACCGCGAUGAAAAUGGAACGAUAUCACCUGAGGCGUCUUUCGUUAGCAUAUCUACAUUCACCGGUGGAUUCAUCGGCGCUAUUUAUGGCGGCCUAUUGACCUCAAGGAUAGCGAAUUUGAGCUUCAGAGAGAGUAACGAAGCAACGGUUUACUACUCACAAAAGGCUGCUGCACGAGAACUUCUAGAUAAAACCACAAUCGGCUUUGCAAAAGGUGUUGUCACGUGGGGUGCUCGCUAUUCCUUUUUCUGUUUCUCAUUUGUUGGAUUGAGUACGGUACUAUCGAAAUUCCGUGGACCAAAAGGAAUGGUGGCAGGUGGAUUUUUUGGCGGUUUAAUUGGAACAUUUGGCGGUUUAAUGCUGUACAUCACUUCAAAACUCAGUGGAAUAACAAUGGAUGAUGCAUACAAUUUGUCAAAACUUUAUUAUCAAUCGAAAGAUUAUAAUUUCCACGGUGCUCAAAGGCACACUGAAGAACCAGAUAUAAUCAUUCAAACUUACCACCCUUAUGGAACGCAAAAAAAGAAUACACUCGAUGACGUCGACGAUAUUCGAGACGUUUCUGAAUUAAAAUACAAUAAAAAUACGUUACCCAAAGAUAUUGUGACGAGCAAUAAUGUAAAUUCUAGCCCAGACAAGAAAUAAAAUCAGCAUAAAGUUCUAAUUAUGUG
Sitodiplosis mosellana (orange wheat blossom midge) is the source of this 960-nucleotide messenger RNA. Its product is annotated as RPII140-upstream gene protein-like. The record is from RefSeq and is a predicted model, not a curated record. The transcript is spliced from 5 exons. Lineage: Eukaryota; Metazoa; Arthropoda; Insecta; Diptera; Cecidomyiidae. Bases 128 to 934 code for a protein of 268 amino acids. Gene Ontology annotation, cellular component: mitochondrion.